Molecule: messenger RNA, 798 nt
Organism: Theileria annulata
Lineage: Eukaryota; Apicomplexa; Aconoidasida; Piroplasmida; Theileriidae
Exons: 1
Coding region: 1-798 (265 amino acids)
Biological process (GO): ribosome biogenesis
Source: RefSeq, a predicted model, not a curated record
AUGCUAGAGAAUGCGCUCAAGUCAAGUGGCUUUAGUAUAUCACUGAAUAAGUCAACUAAAAUACAAAGUUUGAAGGCGCUGCAAACCUUGCAGCGAAAGUACCCAAAUCUAAUUCAACGCUGUAAAAUGAAGUUGAAACUAACUUUUCAGUCAUCUCAGUACGACCAAAUUCUAACAUUCAUCAAUAAUCACAAUGGCAAUAACCAUCUAACUGACUCGUCAGAAGCGUUCUCUGCAAGCUCAGAGUUCAGUAGUCCACAACAAAGGGGAAGCGAAUACAGCGAAGAUAUCAUAAUUGAGAGUAAAACCAAUGAUAGUAUGACAGUGAUAUGUUUCCCAAAUUUGUACAAAAACUUGGAAAACUUCAUUCAGAACGAGCUGGAUCCCCCGGGAAACAUACUGUUGGUCACCCUCAACAUUAAGCAAAGUGUCAAUAAUGCUAACUUGCAAAGGAAUUUGAGUUCUGAGAACUCCUUCGAAAACACAAACCCCUUCGCAGAAGCCUCCCCCGAUACUUUUAGCAAAUUACAAAUGAUUAACAUGGAUGAAGAAAGGACUGAAGUUGUUACUGAGGAUUCUAGGGACAAUAACACUACUGGUGUUGAACCUUCUAAUGGGAACAAAUCAAUUUCAAACGGCGACGAGAAAUUUAAGUGUAAAAAAUGCGACGUUGUACUGACUAUCGGGGAGUACAAGUCUCACUUUAAGUCAAAUUACCACAUAUUCAACUUGAAAAGGCUCCUGAACAACCAGCCACCUAUAACGUUGGAGGAAUUCAAUAUGUUGGCAAACAACUAG